Messenger RNA from Exophiala spinifera, 1923 nucleotides. RefSeq lists its product as uncharacterized. Gene Ontology annotation, cellular component: mitochondrial outer membrane. Bases 1 to 1923 code for a protein of 640 amino acids. NCBI's taxonomy places the organism in Eukaryota, Fungi, Ascomycota, Eurotiomycetes, Chaetothyriales, Herpotrichiellaceae. The record is from RefSeq and is a predicted model, not a curated record. The transcript has 3 exons.
AUGUCCUUCGUUGAAGACGACCUUCGGCGCGCCGAUGCCGCACUCGACAGAUUCCAGCUGAGAGAGGCCGAGGAACGAGUUGCAAUAGCCGGCGCCGAACGACGUGAAAUCGAAGCCAGCGCCGAAGACGACCCUCGGACUGCUCAACUGAAAGCCCUUAUCAGAUCCCUUUCUACCACCUCGAGCUCGAGACCGUUGAUACGCCGGUCGAAAGUCCGCAGUCUUCUCUCCCAGCUGGUAAAGAAAGAAGAAAAACAAGGUGCCGUAGUAGCAUCAAACUCUGAUGUAUCUAAUCUCGAAUGGGUGGCUACUGGCAAGGCUACCGCACAGGUGUAUGGGCUACUAUUAAAUUCUCUCCUGGACUACACAAUCCCUCUGAGCGAGUCUAUAUGGUAUUGGGACGAUAUAUUGGGGUCUUCUUCAAACAUUGCGCUGUAUACCAUUCAGACCUCACCUUUGCGGUUCUGGAAGCAGGCAAAAGAAGUCUACGCCGACGCAAGACAAAGGUUUCAUGCAGGGGCAGAUCUUCGUGCUUCGGCCCGGGAGGCUACGAACAGCUUGUCGGAAAACUGGAAGGAGUUCUACCGGCUCGUUCGAAACAGUGUCAGAGAGCGAUCAUUGGCUCAUGCACAGACAAGAAUACUUUCCCCCUUCUCGAUUGCUCAGAUCGAGGUGCGCAGGAACUUACAGCAGAUCAAAAGCCUGAGACAGUCAAGCUCUGCUACAAUCGGCCGGCUUGUCCGAGAAGGUCUUGUCUUUGAAGGUGCGCCAGAUGAGCGCAAACCUGGGGCAUUGCCGCAAAUGCUCCAUUCGCAGGAAGAGGACUGGCAAACCACCGUUGCACGAACAGUUUGUCUACUGGAUUCUGUCACUCGGGCGCCGUCUGACGACGAUGGGUACGUUCUCGAUCCAACGACAGCUUCAGCAGCAGAAGUUGCCUCCGCCCUCAUCAAGAUUCUUGACGAACAUCUACCGAACCAAGAGCAAGAGGCCGAGCUAAUGCGUUCCAAAUAUGGUAAACCGUCGCGUCUUGUACGAUACUGGAUCCCAGCCGUGUGCUUCCUGCUGUCCGGCAGUACAAUUUUACGGAUAAUAGUUAAUCGCAAGGCCGAGAUCGUUCAAUGGUUUAGGGAACUCGGGCAAACAUGCAUUGACUUCUGGGCCAAUUGGGUGCUGGAGCCCACCAAGAAGCUCGUCGGAACCAUUCGUCAUGACGAACAAAGUGAGAUUGCAAUUCAGAGCAGGGACAGUCUCAAGGCGGAUCGAGAGAGCUUAGAACGAAUGGUGGUUGAGUUCGCGGUGCAAAACCCUGACAAUGGCACAAAGUUCAGCGACAGCCAGAUCGCGGAAAUUCGGACGAAAGUGAGGCAGGGAGAUCUCACUCCUGUUCUUAAAGCAUACGAACGAGAAAUGCAAAGUCCCAUCAAGAAUGCAAUCACGGGACAACUUGUUCGGACACUCCUCAUCCAGGUCCAAAAGACCAAGGUCGACGUCGAGACUGCGAUUGGUGGGAUCGAUUCCUUACUCAAGAGCCAAGAAUUGCUUUUUGGAUUUGUGGGAAUAGCACCCGGGGUUCUCAUUUCCUAUGCCCUCAUCCAAUGGCUACGUGGUGUGUUCGGUGGGCGCCGAGGUCUACAACAGGGAAAGAGGAAAGGUGAAGCUCUUCGGCUCGUCAGAAACAUUGAUCGGACAUUGACCAAUGCCGAUGUUGAUGAGGACGGCAUCAUCUCUGAGGAGAACCACGGCAUCUUAUUGUGCGAAACACACCUUUUGCGCCAGCGAGCAGCUGCAGUCCUACCGGGAAAUGUGAAGAGAGAAUUUCUCCAGGAUUUGAACGAUCUACUCGACAUCAAGUCCGGUGUGGGCCGGCAGAUCAAUGUCCUGAGGCGGAUAGAAUGGGCCUAUGCGCAGUGGCUGAGAUAA